AUGAAGAACUUCAAGAUUUCCGCCCUCCGCCGCUGCAUUGGCUACGUGGGACAGGAGCCCGUGUUGUUCGCCAGCUCCAUCCGGCACAACAUCAUGCAGGGCUGCCCUGGCGCCAGCAAGGAGGAUUUCAACAAGGCGUGUGCUGAUGCCCAGCUGAGCUUUGUGGACAACUUGCCCGAGAAGUACAACACCUUCGUCGGUGCGGGUGGCGGCCAACUGUCGGGUGGCCAGAAGCAACGCAUCGCCAUUGCCCGGGCCUUGUUGAAGAAGGCCUCCUUCUUGUUCUUGGAUGAAGCCACUAGCGCUUUGGACAACACCUCCGAAAAGAUGAUCCAGCAGACCAUUGACCCAGGACACCCCGAAGAGGACCCAUCAGUCUUCCCCAAGUCGGACAUCACCGAAGCUGAGGACUCCAUCGGUGCCAACAGCGAAUCUGGCCUUGGCAUUGUGAGCAUCGCGCACCGCCUCAGCCGCGUGGGUCGAAGAAGAAACACCACGCACGAAGCCGAAGCCGCCCCUCCAAAACGCCGGCGGACGAUGCGUGGCAUGGCGUGCGCCGGAGACGGUGCCAUUGAUUCAGGCACGGUGCGCAACUCGGAUCUCAUCUACGUCCUGAUGCGCGGCAGCCUGGUGGAGAGCGGCAACCACACGCAGCUGAUGGAGAAGAAGGGCUCGUACUUCGCCUUGGUCGCAGCACAGGAGUCCUCCCAGAAGGCUGAGGAAGCCGAAGCCAACCAGCCCUUUGGAUGGGUGGACGGGCUUCCUCUUCACCGCUUGAAGCGCGGGCCGCUUCCGCACGACCACACCAGCGCCAUGCUGGUCCGGCAGAUGAGCGAGCACAGUGGCGAGUCCGAGAACGCGCGGGUGGCACGAGAGAAGAAGGAAGAGAAGGAGCGUGAAGCGCAGAUUCAAAAGAACUACAAGGUGCCAAUGGCCCGACUCUUCAGCAGCUCCGUUCGCAGAGCAGCGCAUGCGGCAGCGGGGGAUGUUCGGUGCGGCAGAUUCGUUUGCUAUGCUAGGUAUACGAAGUGGUAUACGAACCUGAAGGCUAAGAACAGAUCUGCGUGGAAGGCUACCACCCGCGCCCGCGCUGAACACCGAGGCUACAACCAACCGGAGUGGCCUUACCUGGUUCCCGCGGUGCUGGGCGCCCUGAUCGACGGCGCCGCGAUGCCGCUGUGCACCGUGGCGCUGGUCGGCUCCAUGGAAGGCUUCUUCAAGGAGAAGGAACAGAUGCGAGAGGAGUUGCAGAUGCCCGGACGAAGAAUUACUCAGUUGGAGCCGACAAUCCCAGCUUGGCGUUGA
This is a messenger RNA of Durusdinium trenchii, 1305 nucleotides long. The record is from the annotation of a GenBank genome assembly. Lineage: Eukaryota; Dinophyceae; Suessiales; Symbiodiniaceae.